Amoebophrya sp. A25 is the source of this 627-nucleotide messenger RNA. NCBI's taxonomy places the organism in Eukaryota, Dinophyceae, Syndiniales, Amoebophryaceae. The record is from the annotation of a GenBank genome assembly.
GUUAUUGGCUGUCACCGAUGCAAAUGUAGUGCUCGGACGUGUUUUACCAAGGUUUUUUCCGAGAAUAUUUGGUCCGACCGAGCGAGAGCCGUUGGAUCGCACUGCUGCUUUGAGAGCUAUGGAGGACAUUGCAAAGGAAAUACAAGGAACAGCUUCAAGAGACCAACAUCAAAGUAGAAAUACAGCAGAAAAAAUCCAGGGGAGCGUAGAAGUACAUAAAGAACACGAAAACAUGAACAACAAGAGCACCGAAUUAACUGCACUAGGCUUUUUGCAGAUAGCCAACGAGAAAAUGUGCCGUCCAGUUCGAGAAUUAUCCGAGUCAAGAGGGUUUAAUGUCAAAGACCACGUUCUGGCCUGUUUUGGUGGUGCUGGGCCUCAACACGUUUGUGGAAUCGCGAGAGCUUUAGGUAUUCGAAAAGCUUUUGUUCAUAAGCAAAGUGGUAUAUUGUCUGCGUAUGGCAUGGGCCUGGCAGAUGUCUCUUGUGAACGCAGUAUAAAUGCAGCAAGGCUCUUUGCUGACUUUGUGGGUAGGGAACGAACUGGAGAAGGGACUGCUACUGGCGUGGAGGUGGUGCUUUUGCCAGAGAUGAGGGGGGCAGACAGUGCUAUCACUGGUACGACGAG